This is a messenger RNA of Dovyalis caffra, 507 nucleotides long. NCBI's taxonomy places the organism in Eukaryota, Viridiplantae, Streptophyta, Magnoliopsida, Malpighiales, Salicaceae. The record is from the annotation of a GenBank genome assembly.
AUGUUUGCCAAAGCCGAUCACUUUCAGAGCUCACAGCCCAGUGAAGUGCUUAACAGUGGGAGCUGCGGUUUCAGGCUUUCAGCGCUUACUAAAGAUCGAGGAACCUAUAUGAAGUUUCAGAUAUCCUAUCUUUUGAAUGGGAUAUUAUUAUUCUAUGCUAAUUGUGGAGGCGACGAAAUAAUGCAGCUGUUUGGGGAAUAUUUUAAUCCAGAGGACAAUAUUCGGGCAAAGGCAAAGCUCCAUCUUGAUGAAUUUCAGGAACCAGAGAAGCAUAUUCGUGAAGACUCUGCUGCUAAUUCUACCAGAGAAUAUGGGGAGAGUGACAGCAUCCAAUUUAUUUCUGGUAUGACAACUUCUAAUUUGGAUGACUUAGGGGCUGGGCAUAUUUUUUCUGAGAUUAAAGUUCUGUUAGCUGGCAUGAGUGCUUUUAAGCGUAUGCAUGCUAAGAAAAGUGUAAACAAGGCUGCACAUGUGCUAGCCGUGGUGUCCAGGAUGGGUUUUGGCUAG